Neurospora tetraspora is the source of this 980-nucleotide messenger RNA. RefSeq lists its product as uncharacterized. The transcript has a single exon. Lineage: Eukaryota; Fungi; Ascomycota; Sordariomycetes; Sordariales; Sordariaceae. The coding region runs from base 204 to 809 and encodes 201 amino acids. The record is from RefSeq and is a predicted model, not a curated record.
GUUCGCGUUCUGGUUUGAUGUUUCAGUUCCGUCCCCUGAGUUUGGUUUCCCAACUUGAACCUCGAAUCCAGGCACAUAGGCAAUGACAGCUCGGUGAAUGUGACUCAGCUCAUCCCACCUCGCGCUAAUCGGGUCUGUCCUUCCAUCGUAUCCAAGAUCUAGGUCUGCCUGCCCGGACACUCCGAGACCACGGAGCUCGGUACAUGAUUGCCCUUGCAAGUGUCAGUCGAAGCUCAGCCACAAAGCUGGCCAUUAGUUUCUUCUUUUCCAUCGUGUUGCCGCCGGGACCUGAACGGACGGAAUGCACAUCCAGUAGAAAGGCAGAAAGCAGCCCGUCAAAGUCCGACCAGGUGGCAGUGACAUCAGCCGCCCAGCGUACCUCUAACCAAGGCGUUUUCAUUGCCACUCACUACCAGUCCACUCGAACAGAAAAAGCGGCGGCUACGGCCAUUGAGCCGGCCGCAGUCAUGGAAGGAAGGAACACAGCCGCCGUAUUGUCGCCAAGGCAGACUGGCCGCCUUCCGGGGCCGGGAAACAGGCUAGAAGGAAUUGGACAUCCUCAAGGUUCACUUGCCGUUGAAGGACGGACUCAAAAACGAUUCUAUGAUCAUCAUGGUCUUCCUCCUGGCAGAUGUUUGCCUCCUUCCUUUGUUAUCGCUUCCCUUGCUUUCCCGCUCAAAGGCGAGCGGGACCGGAAUUCCGGCAAGGGAGGACAUCGGACCGCUUCGGAAGGGAAGUUUUUGGGACACUCACUUCCACUUUCUUUUGCAGUGUCCGUGGCCCCACGCCCGGAUGUGAUGUCCCGUUGAUGUCAACCACACACCAGGCCGUGAGAAGGACAAGAUUGAGUGAGCCUUCCGUGAUCUGUCUUCGAAAGGAGCGAUUGUAGUACCUCGAGUAUCAGUUACAACCGGUACAUGAUGCAACUGCCUAUCGACAGGCAUGAAUGUGGUUCACCCGUCGUGAUGUCCACACCGGGU